AUGGGCCUUUGGGUAUGGUUAUACCAGGCUCCUGGCCCUUCUUGCGUCCGUAUUACCUCGAUCAGCCAACUUAAGCUCUCAAUCAGCACCUUUGGCGGUGACACUGCCAAGCAGAAGACUCUUUGCUUUCUCUCCGCUGCUUUACACAUCAUCAGUCCAGCGGGUGCAUUUCUUUCGGCACCCUAUGGAGAAGCUCUGUUUUCCCUUCUCAGCAUCUCUGGGUCCUAUCUUUACUCGUCAUCGGUUCUCGAUGAUACUACCAACCACCGAUUGUCGAGGGACUUGAAACUGCUUACAGCCGCUGUACUAAUAUCAGCAGCCACAGCAGUCCGCAGCAACGGAAUUCUUGGUGGAAUUUUGUUCGCGUAUGAUGCUCUUCUACAGCUGCAGCAGAUUCUCAGUCGAGGUUUGUCAUGGGCGGUUGUCUCGCGCCUUGCGGUCACUGUCCUCGGAGGCUGCGUCAUCGCACUGGGUAUGGCUGUACCUCAGUACAUCGCUUUUAUUGCUUUCUGCAUGACUCCGAAUGCCCCACGUCCAUGGUGUGGAUGGACCAUCCCGAGCAUAUACCGCUUUGUCCAAGAACAAUACUGGAAUGUUGGGUUUUUACGGUAUUGGGUCGUACCAAAUAUCCCUCUAUUCCUCUUAGCCUUGCCCAUGUUAGCAUUGCUUCUUCGGUCAGCUCUCUGGGCGUGGAGACUGCCAUCGAUCACCAGUAAAUUCUCAAAGAAUGCUGCCAAUGGAGCAUCAACUAAAGCCAUGUGGUUACUCCCUCGCUUGGCAAUUAUUCAGGCCCUGCUCGCGGUUCUGGCAUUCACCAGCUAUCAUGUCCAGAUCAUUAAUCGGUUAUCUUCUGGGUAUCCAUUAUGGUACUGGCACCUGGCGGCUGAGCUUAUAAGCGAUCUUGAAAGCUCUCAAUCCACUAAUGAGGGCAUCAGCAUCUCUGCAGUUGCUAUUCAAGCUAUGGUGAUCUAUGGUUUGAUCCAAGCGGUCCUCUUCGGCUCGUUUCUCCCUCCCGCUUGA
Molecule: messenger RNA, 1020 nt
Organism: Aspergillus lentulus
Lineage: Eukaryota; Fungi; Ascomycota; Eurotiomycetes; Eurotiales; Aspergillaceae
Source: RefSeq, a predicted model, not a curated record